GCUGGAAUACUCUUUUGCGCAUGCGCAGGGCGGAAAAUUUGAACUGAAGUGACGGUUAAAUGGAAUUGUUGUGGCGGCGGAGGUUUCGACGGUGAGGGGAAAACAGGUAGCUUUUCGUUCAUUUUUGGCUCAAAAUUCAUAUACUGUUAGGGAGAAAAACUGAUAUUGACAAAUGAAAAUAACUAGACUUGCUUUGCUGUUCUUGCAACGGAUUUGGAAAGGAUGAAGAAAGGCAUAAGUGCUAAACAGCCAGAAGAAACAUUGCCUGCUAUCUCUAGCAAGGACACAAAUCUUUCUGCAUGGAGAACAAAGUAUGCUGCCAGCAAAGAUGCACAGAGUGAUAAAACUGCACAGAUGUGUAUCAGUGAAGAGGGUGACAGUCAAAACAUUCUUAAAGAAGCACUUAACUUUUUGAAGAAAGUAAAAGGCCGCACUUCUCUGAAGAAUGAGAUUCUACAGAAACACUUGACGAUUGUGGAAAAGAUUGCCCAAGAAAGGGGCUUGAAAGCAAAAGAAAUUGAUGUUUUGCUGAAUGUGGCACUCAGUGGCAAGUUUGCUGAAAUGGUAAAUAGUCGAUUGCUGAAGAACUUGAUUCCCACAUCCACAAUAACAGACGAUUCAAUUGUUUCAGCUGUGUCUUGUCUUUGUGCUGGCAAAUGUUCUAAAACUACUCAGGCACUCUUUUUAAAAUGGCUGAUUGCAAUGUUUGACUUCAUUGAUCAGAAGGAAAAGAUUAAUGCUCUCUAUGGCUUCUUCUUCAACUUCUUAGAAGAUGAAAAACUGUUCCCCUUUGUCUGCCACGUGCUUUACUUGCUGACCAGAAGAGAGAAUGUGAAACCUUUCCGUGUGAGGAGGCUCCUAGAUCUACAAACCAGGAAGGGACCCGAGCCUCUUCUGCAAGCCUUGCUAUUGUUGUACAAGAGCUUUGCUCCGGAAAUGGUAUCUGUGACUCUACCCACAAAGAUAAAGGCACGGUUUAGGAAUUUGGGAAACUUAUGGAAAUCUGCAAUCAGCAACAUAAAAAGGCGGAUCUAUGGGGAACUGCCUGCAUCUAAGCCAGAUAACAUAGGCGUUGGUGGUCUCCAGUCACGGAAGAGAAAAUUGAACUCCAUGUUGGUUCUUCCUGCAUGUACCGCCAACCCUGGUGGUUCAAAUAGGAGUCAAAAGCCCAACUAUACUGAUGUCCUCAAUCACACUAAGUUCUUACCAGUGGAGCAGCUGCAGACCUUCUCCCAGCUUCUGGAAAACAUUCAUUGUUUAGAGUUCCCUUCACGGAUAGGCUCAGUGAUAGGAAAUCCAUUAUUGUUGCACCACAUCAAUUGUGUGAAAGAUGACUCUGUCUACCAGAGGAUGUAUUACUGGAUGGGUCAAACAUUCAGAGAAGAAUGUCCUUGGUAUAAGAUUGAGAACCAGCAAUAUGAAUUGGAGUUCAGAGACUUUUUGGAUACAGUCUUGGAAGCUGAAUGUUUCCUGCAGGAGGGCUUCUCAUCCUGUGAGGAAUUCUUAUACAGGAGCCUGCCCUUCUGGGAUGGCCAUUGUUGUCGAGCACAGGUUCUGCAGUUGGUGAGUUGGAUCCCUCUCAGCACUUUCUCAGAAAUGAAGCCUUAUCUCUUCAGGCCUUUGACACAACUUUUCAUUACAUCAUCUCUUUAUUUUAAGUGUAGUGUUCUUGAAACUCUGAGGGAGCUGUUGCUAAACUGGCUGAACUGGCACAUCGUGCAAGCAGACAUGGCAACAGAGUUGAAUGUUGACAUCUUGAACACAACACUUUCUGGGGUAGUCAGCUCUGUGGAAGAGACCAUCCACUUUGUAGGCUGGCUUUCAACUAUUGCUCUGCGUUUGGAGAACAAUUCUGCGUUCUUGAUGCAUUUCAUCCUGGACUUCUAUGAGAUAGUGUGUGAUGUGUAUCAGAAGUACAAUCUCCCAUUGGUUGUGAUGCCACCUGCUGGAGUCUUCUAUCCAGCACUGCUCAGUAUGGAUUCUGUCACGGUCAACCGUCUCUGUCAUAUUAUGUACAGGUAUCGAGCCAACUUGUUAUCUGCAAAACAAAACCAACAAACUAAGCAGUUCACCUUUAGCAACCGAACAUGCCAAGAGUACAACCAAUACAUCACCGCGAUGGUUGGGUGCCUGUGGACCUCAAAUGCAUUUGAGAAAGACCUCCACCCCCUGGGCCUUUUCAUGGACUCCGAAGUGCUGGAGAAGACCAGGAUGCAGGAGUGCAGGAAGGGCUUGAACUUAGCUUACCACCCUGCCUUGACAGGCUAUGCAAUGCUGUUCUUGGAGCAGGUUCAACCAAAAGACAAAGUUCUUAACUUCAAGCUAAUUCAGGGGAGGAGAUGGGAUUGGUACCUGGAAUAUCUCUACUCCCAAGACUUACAAGGCCUGAAACUCUUCAUUGAGAGCAGCAUCAACCGUGUGUCUCAAUCUUCUCAGAAAAAAGCAAGCAAGGUGGCCGGAACAACAGGCUGAUUGAUUUUUACUCUUCUUCCUAUCGGAGCUAAAACAUUGGAGGUUGCCGUGCUCCUGUUUUUGAGAGUCAUUUCCACAGUACUAAUGGAUACCCCAAAGUUGCAGCACUGGUGGAGCUGGCUUGCAACAUGCAGCUUUCCGUUAUUUCGGGAACACAUCUUCUGAGUAAAGAAUGAAUUCUUAAGAAAAAAGGGGUGCCCUCCAACAUGGACCAGCGUUUUUUCAUUCUUACGAAAUGAGAAAAACUACUUCAGGCCUUGCUUGGAAAUGUUGAGAAGAUCGGAAAUGACAAUAUUUGUGUUGACCAUACUUUGGAGGGAAAUUGCAUUACUUCUUGUAGUGUGACUGGUGGCUUCCACAACAGUGGGAACAUCUGGAAUUUCAUUUUCGAUCAGUACCACAAAGACCUGCAGCAGUUAGAGUGGCUGGCAAAAUGCAAGGUGUGUGUGUGUGUUACUUUGUACAUAACUGUAUAGUAGCUAUUUAUGCAACAAAACAGGAUCUGUAAUUUAUAUGCUUCUGCUUUUUAUCUUAUUCUAGAGAUUCACAGUUAAAAGGCGUCUUUCCAUCUCUCCUUGUACAAAGUAUACCCACAGAACCCAAUUUUUGUUUGUUUGGAUUUUUUAAGUUUUUGCUCUAGAAUGUUUGUUUUUGAAGGGAUCCUCAAACCCGGUAAUGGCAUCGAAAGGAAACCUUCAGACAUAAUUAAUCCUGUUCUCUGUUAUCCCUACUAAACGUUUCCUUAGCAGUUGGUAGAGACGAAUGAGUCUUUGACUGAUGAUGAUAGUUGGCUGCCUUUGACUUUCCUUACUCUGCCUCUGUGAUAAACCAAGAUAAAUGGUCAGGGAAAUGGCAAUAUAUUCUUCCAACCUUCGAAAUAUACCUAUCAUAACAGCAAGGUGCCAGUGAUGGAGAUGUAUCAUCUUAAAACCUGACCAUUGUAUGCAUUGUAGGGGGCUGAAGAUCCCCUUGCAUACUGGAAAAAAGUAAUUUUUGGUUUCAUCACACUAGAGAAAAAUCCACUUAAAAUCCAGCUUCUGCCUCCUGCAGAAUUCUGGGGUUUGUAGUUUAGUGAGACUGUUAAAGGCUCCUCCCUAAACUACAAACCCCAGAAUUCUGCAAGAGGCAGAAACUGGAUUUUAAAUGUGUGUUUUUUUCUGAUCUAAUUCUACCCCUUUGUGCCUUUCCUAUGUACUUGGGGCUCUUGCUGUUUCCUGUGAUGAAUUCUUUCAGCCAGAUUUCUGCAAUAGAUUCCCCAAGAUGGUUUGCAAAGGCAUGAAAAAAAACAUAACAAAAUGAAUUCAAAAUACUAAUAUUGGUAGUUAAGUAACAUUUUGUUUAAAUAGGAAAAACAAUUAGAAAUUUUGAUUCAAGAGGGUUAAAUUAAAUUUGAAACAGCUAGCAGCAGUCAAAUGACUGUCAGAGUCUAGCCUUUGUCUCCUCAAAGCUUUAUUUUGAUCUCUGUCUGGUGACUUAACGUUUUCACUCAUCUCCCUACAAUUCCAAAUUGCCCAUUGCAUGAUUUAAAAUAAAGAAAUCACAUUAUUUUUGUAACGUUUUUCACAUUUGCUUAAUUUGCUUUGUUAAUUUGGCUCAUCAAGGCUGGGAUUUGGCUCUUCUUUGCACAGAGACAGGGUUUUGGCAGGAAGCAGCAAAGCUGAACAACCUUGAAGGAAGAGCAUCAUGUUCUGGUCCAUAACAAUCCAGGCGCAACAUGUAAUCAAGCACAUGCUUUCACCCACACAUAAUAGUUACUAAUAAGCCAGCAUCCAUCACUAGAAAAUAUGCAGAUGCUUUCUUGUGUUCCUCGCCUCCGAGUGUUUAAUUUGGGGGGAGAUGGGGCAAAAAUCAUCAGGAAAGCAAUGCAGCUGUUCAGUUGUAAGCCAUAUUUUGUUGCUUUUUUAUAUCUAGAGAGACAACUGCACACACUGACCAGUUUGUCAUUGCACAACAAGAUACCGUAUAUACUUGAGUAUAAGCAGACCCGAAUAUAAGCCGAGGCACCUAAGUUUACCACUGGGAAAACCUAUUGACUUGAGUAUAAGUCGAGGGUGCAAAAUGCAGCAGCUACUGGUUAAUUUCAAAAUAAAAAUAGAUCCCAAUAAAAUUAGAUUAAUUGAG
Anolis sagrei ordinatus is the source of this 4593-nucleotide messenger RNA. It is a transcript of the gene CENPI, whose product is annotated as centromere protein I. The record is from RefSeq and is a predicted model, not a curated record. Lineage: Eukaryota; Metazoa; Chordata; Lepidosauria; Squamata; Anolidae. Gene Ontology annotation, biological process: CENP-A containing chromatin assembly; mitotic sister chromatid segregation. Gene Ontology annotation, cellular component: kinetochore; inner kinetochore.